GGUAACCUUUAGACCAUAAAGAAGUUUAUAAUAGAACAGAUAAAAAUAUAAUAAAACAGAGUGGGAUACAUAUAACGUGACAUUCAUAAUAUACUUACAUAUUUAAUUAUUAUUUAUGUACUUUCGAUAACAUUAUAUUAUUUCUCGACAUGAAGCUAUUAUCGAACUUUGUCCUAAGUGCGUACAAACAUCUAGGACAUCUAGGUUACCCUGGUGGCAGUCGACCUAACUGUUUUGUCAGUUUGAGAAAAAUGGCGACCGAGGUGGAGAAGGCACAAUCAGCUGUGUCAGAAAAAGAUACAAUAUUUGGAAAAAUACUACGCAAAGAGAUUCCGUGCAAGUUUAUUUACGAAGAUAAUCAGUGCGUUGCAUUUGAUGAUUUAAAUCCUCAAGCACCUGUACAUUUUCUGGUGAUUCCACGGAAAUCAAUUUCGCAACUUUCCAAAGCUCAAGAUGAAGAUGAACUUUUACUUGGUCACUUGAUGAAUGUUGCCCAUAAAGUUGCAAAGCAGAAAGGCUUAAUAAAUGGAUUUCGCCUGGUUAUCAAUGAUGGAAAACAUGGUGCACAGUCUGUGUAUCAUUUACAUUUGCAUGUUCUUGGUGGUCGACAAUUGCAAUGGCCACCUGGUUAAUAUGCUCAUAUGUUUAAAUGGACAAGAACAACUUUUAUUAUGAAAUAUAAAGUAGUCUAACUAAUAGGAAGAUUAAAGGUAUGGGUUUUGUCACACAAAUUUUUUCUUAUCCUAAAUAUAUCUAAAAUAUAUGUUUGAAAAGUACUACAUAAAAAAAAUACACCACGAUUAAUAAUAUUA
Molecule: messenger RNA, 812 nt
Organism: Cataglyphis hispanica
Lineage: Eukaryota; Metazoa; Arthropoda; Insecta; Hymenoptera; Formicidae
Gene: HINT1
Product: adenosine 5'-monophosphoramidase HINT1
Exons: 2
Coding region: 150-632 (160 amino acids)
Biological process (GO): purine ribonucleotide catabolic process
Cellular component (GO): cytoplasm; nucleus
Molecular function (GO): hydrolase activity
Source: RefSeq, a predicted model, not a curated record